AGCACAGCCUCAGGCAGCAUAAGAAGAAGAGACGCUGCCUUGCUCAGAUCACCUGGAGAACACACACUCACAACUCACAUCAAGUAGAAUUUUCUGGAUUGCUUUUGCCUCAGUUCUGAUUGAUUCAGAAACUUUAAAUGAGUUCGGUGGAGAUCAGAAGAGAGAAGACGAGGAUUUUUUUUUUGUAGGGAAGAGAAACAUGUUGAAGAGCUGAUUUGGUGAAAGAUUUAAACGAAAGGAAAAGAAAACAUCUGCAUCUUGGGGGCACUGAUUGUUUGGUGCUUGGUUGUUGUUUGGUUUUGUUUCAUAGCAGUUUGGACACUAAAACUUUGUCAGUCUAUAAGUACUGAGAGGACAGAAGCCAGUCUGAGAAAAAGACAUCGUUGUUGGAGAAUUACAACAAUGUUGUGUUCACGGAGGAUACUGCAGCAGUGGUGUUUGGCGGUGUUUUUAUUGUGCUCUCCUGUGCCGCACUACGGCAGGCCCAUGGACGCCCUCAGCAACAGAAUGAAGCGCUCAGUGACACAUGCCCAGCUGAUGCAUGACAAAGGCCGAACGCUGCAGGACUUUAAGCGGCGCAUAUGGCUGCAGGAGUUACUGCAUGAAGUGCACACAGCGGAGCUCCGCGAAGUGCAGCAGCGUGGCGGAGUCAGCGGUGGAGGUGGAACGAUCAGUGUCGGAGUUCCCAUAGGAGUGGGCAUGGGCAUCAGUCUGAGCCCAGGCACAGCUAACCCUAAGCCUGCUGGUGGCACCAAGAACCUGCCAAUCAGCUUCAGCCCAGAAGAUGAGGAGGGCACAAACCUACCACAGGAGACCAACAAGUCACAGAUAUACAAAGAUGGAGCUCCCAAAGUCGGGAUGAAGAAGAAGAAGAAAGGAAAAGCAGGCAAGCGAAGAGAAGGAGAGAAGAGGAAACGGAGAACCCGUUCACUGAAAAGGCCAAUGGCUAUCGAACCAGACAAUGGCUUCCACCUUGAGCAGCGAAUACACAUGGUCCAGCGAGCAUCGGUGCACUAGAACACUGUCAGUCUCUGACAACGAUUCCUAAGGACAUUGUACAUUAUACAUGGACACCAAAAUGCUCAUGUUGCAGUAUUCACUGUAACGGUGAGAGUCAGAAGAGUGGCUAGCAAAAAAUAUAUAUAUAUAUUUAUUGUAUGUAAAUAUUUUCAAUUAGUGAUAAUCGAGUAAUAAAGAUAAUGAAGAACAUUAUCCCAUUGCUCUGUGGGGCUAUAGAUUUUCAUCUUUGUGAAUACUUUGCUUUAUUCUUUUUUCUAUGACUAUACCAAUUAUCAAUGUCAGAUUUGCAGUAAUUUAUUUUGUUUGAAUGGUGUAUUUAUUUUGUAAAGGUAUCAAGGUGCUGCUGACCUUUUAUAUUUUUGUACCAUAUUGCACUUUAGAUAUAUAAUUAUAAAUCUAGAUACAAGUAAUGCCAUUAAUUGACUUAUUUUGUGGUUAUUUGAAUGAAGAAAACAACGGCCUUCCUCUUUUUUUUUUUUUUUUACAUUUUUUAAACAAUUCUCUUUUUUUAGUUGUUUUUCUUCUUGCUUUGGCAUUCUGUUGUUUUUUUGUUUUUUUUGGUUACUGUUUCA
Tachysurus vachellii is the source of this 1592-nucleotide messenger RNA. It is a transcript of the gene pthlha, whose product is annotated as parathyroid hormone-like hormone a. Lineage: Eukaryota; Metazoa; Chordata; Actinopteri; Siluriformes; Bagridae. Gene Ontology annotation, cellular component: extracellular region. Gene Ontology annotation, biological process: bone mineralization; regulation of chondrocyte differentiation; adenylate cyclase-activating G protein-coupled receptor signaling pathway. The record is from RefSeq and is a predicted model, not a curated record. The coding region runs from base 403 to 1017 and encodes 204 amino acids. The transcript is spliced from 4 exons. Gene Ontology annotation, molecular function: hormone activity; peptide hormone receptor binding.